This is a messenger RNA of Pisolithus orientalis, 2244 nucleotides long. RefSeq names its product GH3 auxin-responsive promoter. Gene Ontology annotation, molecular function: acid-amino acid ligase activity. Bases 149 to 1966 code for a protein of 605 amino acids. The transcript has 9 exons. The record is from RefSeq and is a predicted model, not a curated record. Gene Ontology annotation, cellular component: cytoplasm. NCBI's taxonomy places the organism in Eukaryota, Fungi, Basidiomycota, Agaricomycetes, Boletales, Pisolithaceae.
GUCUGCUCGAUGGCUAAGUAGGUUCACUUUCCGGACAUCAACGAACCUGUGCCCCUUUCGAAAUGGAUGAUCUCUAUAAAUGUGGAUGCCUCUACGUUGAACCGGAUCCAACUACCCUUCCCUUCUCUUUCAAGCGUUGAUCGCUAUUAUGUUCACCACCGACGAGUUCCCCCCGCAGCCAAUCUCCUCCCUCACUGCAGAGCUCGUGGGGAGUCUCAAAGAGCGCACGCAGGAAGUGCUCUCGUACCUCGUCAAGACCAACUCUAUUUCAGCAUACUUUAACGACGCGGACUCUCUUUCCGACUUCCGGAACGUGCUCGGUCUGACGACCCAAGGACAGCUGGACAGUGACCUAUUGUCUAAACCCGAUGAGCUGUUGGGGGCCUACCACGACAAUGUCUCGCUGACCGAGUACAGCGAUUAUCAGCCCUUUAUUUCCCGCUUCUUCGAAGAGCCAUGCAAGGCAUCUGCUGUCGAGAAUCUCAUGGCUCCCGGGAUGCCCUUUUUUAUUGUUCACUCCACUGGCACAUCCGGCGCAAUACCCAAGAGCUAUCCUAAGUAUCGUCACCCAGAGCACAUGUCUACAUCCACAUCACACGUGAUGAAGGCAUCUAACCCUGUGAGCAAGAAUGGGGGGAAGAACUGCAUAGUGUAUUCUCUCGUUAGCCGCCAAGUGGUUACUGCGUUGAACGUUGAUGGCGAAGUGGACCGGUGCAUGCCUGUCUGCAUUAUGUCUACGGGAACCGUCCGUAUGUUUAAUGAUAUGGUUGUCGACAGGGACCCCUUUUACCAAACGCUAAAGCUCCCAAAUAAUUCUUCACCGCUAGCAGUCUCGUACAUUCCUGAUUACAGGUCAAUGUUGUUUGUGCAUGCGCUAUUUGCCGUGCAGGAGCGCCAACUUGAGUUGAUUAACGCCAUGUUCACAACUGUACUUCGCGACUUCUGCCACACUAUCGGAAACAACUGGAACACCAUCCUCGAUUGCAUCGAGACAGGCAAAGUCCCGGAUUUGGAGGGCAUUGAUCAUGUAAGGGAAAGCCUUGAGCGCUACUUUAAAGCCGACCCGAAACGGACCGCCGAGCUACGGGCUAUUGAGACAAAUGCACCAGGAUGGUUCACCAAGGUCUGGCCUGGUUUGCACACCGCCUUCGCUAUCUCGAGCGGGCCGUUCGUCAUGCCUGUCCCUGAGAUUCGGAAGUACAUUGGGCCAGACAUUCCAUUGAACACUCUUGGAAUUACCUGCAGUGAAGCCUUUCUGGCUCUUCCGUAUGAUCAACGAGACCCGAGUCUGUACAAGGUAGUGGGGUCUGAUGAGAUCAUUGAAUUUUUGCCCGAGGACGCUCCCGAAGAGUCGCGAAAUGUGAUCCAAACAUGGAAGGUCGAAGUUGGGAAGAGAUACGAAGUCAUUCUAACGACUAGAGAUGGUUUGUGGCGGUUCCGUUUGAACGAUAUUGUGGAAGUUGUUGGUUUUGAUCCUCGUGACGGACAACCCAUCAUUCACUAUGUCCAACGCCGAGAUGGUGGCUUACGGAUUGCUAAUGAACUAACCACCGAGGAUCAACUUCGUCAGGUGGUACUGUCUGCAUCCGAGUUACUUGGGAAUGUCUCCGAGUUCUGCGCCGCUGCGGAUUAUCGGAAGACUCUUCCGCGAUAUGCUUUCUUUGCCGAAUUGCAGGGCGAUAUUCCCACUUCUGUAUCAAGUGCAGUCACCCAAGUGCAAGCCGCCCUUUUCGAGCAGAACGACAACUACCGCACAGAAACUCUCGCUGGUAAAAUUGGCACUCCUGUGAUCCGUGUGGUGCGACAAGGCACAUUUGGCGAAUACAGAGAAUGGAAGGUUCGCAAGGACAAUAUUGCUGCAGGACAGAUCAAAGUGCCAACUGUGGUAUUUAAUCACGAAGUAUUGGAGUUCCUGGAGGAGAGGGUGAUCGAAGAAUUCUCAGUACUUACUACUGCAACAUCUUGAGCCUCAUUAGUGCAAUGGACUUGGAACACCUAGGUAGCAACUUAUUCGUUAUAUAACAAUCGUCUCAGUUAUCUUGAAGGUCUCUCUUCCUUCGGAGUGGGAAAUAGCCAAGCUGUAAAAUCUUUGUGUGAAUUGGUAGGGCAUUUCAAAGGUGGAUACUUCGGGAAGCUUCAGGUUGACCUAGUUCUCCAUGCAAGUCACUUCCUCAGUAGGAACGCUCUGUCGGAUGUAUUUUGUCCCCGGUGAGUAAUUCGGCACUGUCUAGGAGCCGGUGUGAA